Messenger RNA from Cylas formicarius (sweet potato weevil), 1034 nucleotides. Its product is annotated as derlin-1. The record is from RefSeq and is a predicted model, not a curated record. Lineage: Eukaryota; Metazoa; Arthropoda; Insecta; Coleoptera; Brentidae. Gene Ontology annotation, cellular component: Hrd1p ubiquitin ligase ERAD-L complex; endoplasmic reticulum membrane. The transcript has 4 exons. Gene Ontology annotation, molecular function: misfolded protein binding; ubiquitin-specific protease binding. The coding region runs from base 250 to 1005 and encodes 251 amino acids. Gene Ontology annotation, biological process: endoplasmic reticulum unfolded protein response.
UGCGGCCCUGUAAAAAUUCUAAACGAUUAACUUUCGGGUAAUCCUACAGCUUACGCAUAUAAUAUGUGGAGAAAUUUUAACUAUGGUCGUCGAAUGACACUCGAGCGUGCAGUGUUGUCAAACUUAGUGACCGGAAAAUAAUAUAAAAACUAAAAACCGUGCAUGCAUUAUAUAAGCAAUAAUAAUUUAAAUAAAAAACAAACUGAACUACGCAAAUACAUUGUAAUUGGGAUUGUAAAGUAGUAAAGAAUGUCUGAUUUUGGCGACUGGUACAGAAGCGUCCCUCGAUUCACUAGGGCCUGGUUUACUGGAACAGUAGCUCUUACUUUGCUAGGCCGAUUCGGUUUAAUAUCACCGUUAAACCUUAUUCUACUGUUUGAACCCGUUAAAAGGUUCCAGAUAUGGAGGCUGCUUACCUGCGUUUUAUACUACCCACUUUCUCCUCAAACCGGAUUUCAUUAUUUAAUUAAUUUAUAUUUUUUGUACAAUUACUCUAGAAGAUUGGAAGAAGGGCACUAUGGAGGACGGCCAGCAGACUAUGUGUUUAUGUUAAUAUUUAACUGGAUUUGUUGUGUUAUCAUUGGUCUGGUCGCGGAUAUGCCGCUGCUUAUGGACCCGAUGGUCCUAUCGGUACUCUACAUUUGGUGUCAGCUAAACAAAGACGUCAUAGUCACGUUUUGGUUCGGUACCCGUUUUAAGGCAGUUUUCUUGCCGUGGGUUCUUCUGGGAUUUAAUUUAGUGAUGAGCGGAGGCGGUGUCAUGGAACUCGUGGGUAUCCUGGUUGGUCAUCUUUAUUUCUUCCUCGCUUUCAAAUAUCCUCAAGAAUUGGGCGGUCCAUCUUUAUUACAAACGCCCGCCUUUUUGAAGCAGUGGUUCCCGGAUGAAAUUGGUGGAGUGCACGGCUUCGGGGUCCCUCCGGAACGGCCUCCGGGUGUCCCAAGGGGAGCCGGCAUUUUUAGGGGGGGACACAACUGGGGCCAAGGACAUGUGCUAGGUGGAAAUUGAAGUUUUCCACCCUAUAUUUUUCUUACUUA